AUGUCUGCCACGAACUCGCCGAUCCCCUCGACUGACUCACAGGCUGACACCCUCCAGCCGGAGUCAACCGUGCCGUCUUCGCCUAUGACCGAUCUCAAUAUUCAAGACACGAAGUUUCCUUUGGAAGAGAUCAAUGACAAAGAUGAAGAUGUUCAGAUGGAGAGGGCCAAUGGCGGAAAUGAGCCAUCAGGGUCUGUUGAAGAUACUGAAGGGAUGGAUACAAAGUCAAAGGCCUUAAUGCAUUUGUUGAAGACCAGCUCGGUGUUCGUCGCGAUUAUGUCCGAGAAAAUGCAAAAGCAGCAGGAAGAGGCUCGUCAACAAGCGGCCAAACAGAAGAAGCCUCCCGCAGAAUCCAAGGCCAAGCCUAAUGCCGCACCCGCCGCUCGUCGCCAGACUCGGAGUCAGGCCGCGCAAGACUCCACUGCCGCGGAUAAGUCUACUGGUGAUGAAUCUUCAAUAUCUAGUAGGAGGAGAGGCCGAUCGAGAAAGAGUGCUGAGAACGGUAACACUAUCUCGAGCUACUUUCAAAAGGCCGAUGUCGACAUGACCGAAGACAAACCGACUGUGCAAGAGGCUUUGGAACAGGCCGCUGACGAUUUUGAGGCAAAUCCGACCGCUCUUGGCGAACAAGAGCUUGUGGCAACUCAGCAGCCAACGUUGGUGACAGGCGGUCGAAUGCGAAAGUAUCAGCUGGAGGGUCUUGAGUGGCUCAAAACACUAUGGAUGAACGGCCUGUGUGGUAUUCUUGCUGAUGAGAUGGGUCUUGGCAAAACAGUCCAGUCUAUCUCGAUGAUUGCUUUUUUGAAGGAAAAUAACGUUUCAGGACCAUUCCUGAUUGCGGCCCCCCCUCAGCACAUUGAGCAACUGGACGAGCGUGCAGAGAUCCGAAACAAGCAUUUGAAGAUACGCGACCAGAUGAAGAUGGAUUUCCCCAUUGUGUGUACCUCGUACGACAUUUGUAUCAAUGACCGAAAGUUUUUGGCUCAGUAUCAGUGGCGAUAUAUCAUUGUGGACGAGGGACACCGCCUCAAAAACAUGAACUGCCGUCUGAUCAAAGAACUGAUGUCCUACAACUCGGCCAACCGACUCUUGAUAACUGGUACUCCGCUUCAGAACAACAUUUCUGAGUUGUGGUCAUUGCUGCAUUUCCUUCUUCCCGACGUUUUCAAUGACUUGAACAGUUUCGAGAAGUGGUUCGACUUUUCCUCUGUUCUCGACGACAAUGGACAGGCCGAGCUCAUUGAACGACGAAAGCGAAACUUGGUCUCCACGAUGCAUUCAAUUCUUAAGCCCUUCCUUCUUCGCCGUGUCAAGACUGAUGUGGAGGACUCAUUGCCGAAGAAGCGGGAAUACAUUUUGUAUGCUCCGAUGACCCCUGAACAGAAGGAGCUCUAUCGAGAGAUCAUUAGUGGGACCGGCCGACAGUAUCUCGAAGGGAAGGCCUUGGAGCGUCUGACGGCCAAAAGUCAAAGUGUCUCACGUUCCUCGAGUCGGAAACGUCGCCGCGAAAGUGACGAGCCGGACUUCUCCAACAAGACUCACAAGUCGAGUGAGUCCUCUACUCCGACCAGAGAUACCAGUGCUCGCAGUACACCCGCCCGUCGGCGUCGUGGUAUGAAAAACUACAAGGAGGACUCCGACCGCGAGUUUGACGCCAAGCUGCGGAGACUUGAGCGCGGAAUUGAAGAUCAAGAUGAGACAGCUGAGCCUAGUGAGAAUGAGCUCGAGGAAAUCGAGCGUGCCAAAAACCUGAAGCUUGCCAAGAAGGAAAUCAGUCAGAAGAAAAUGCAAAACCCGGUCAUGCAAGCCCGUCUGGCGUGCAACUCUCCCCACAACUUUUACUGGCCUUGGACAGACGCAUCGUCUGCCGUGGAUGAGUCGCUCGUAUCAUCCUCCGGUAAAAUGCUUCUUCUUGAUCGAUUGAUCCCCUGCUUGCUCAAGAAGGGACACAAGAUCCUCAUCUUCUCCCAGUUUAAAACUCAGCUCGACAUACUGGAAGAAUGGGCCGCCGAGUUGCGUGGUUGGAAAUGCUGCCGCAUCGACGGAGCCAUCGCCCAAGCAGAUCGCCAGGAGCAGAUCGAAGCCUUUAACAAGGACAAGCAGCACAAAAUAUUCCUCCUCAGUACCCGUGCUGGUGGCCAGGGAAUCAACCUCACCGCGGCAGAUACUGUUAUUCUAUUUGAUUCCGAUUGGAACCCACAGCAGGAUCUGCAGGCUCAAGAUCGUGCUCAUCGUAUUGGUCAAACCAAGCCGGUCAUCGUCUACCGACUGGCUACCAAGGGUACUGUUGAGCAGACUCUCUUGGAAAAAGCAGAUUCCAAGCGCCGCCUCGAGCGUUUGGUCAUCCAGAAGGGGAAGUUCCGUUCCCUACUGGACCCGAGUGCCACUGCUCAGGACAUGGAGGAGCUGCGGAGGGCCCUUGGCGAAGACGAGUUCGAGCGCUUUGAAACCGGUGCCGAUCCCGAGUCUAUUUUGUCUGAUCAUGAUCUAGACACCUUGACAGAUCGCAGCGAAGAGGCUUAUCUCCGUGCCGAGAAGGGUCUCGAGCAGAGCGGCCCCGCUUUUGUUGCUGUCGAGUCCAAGCGUGAUGGUGGUGAGUCCCUGAUGGCUUGA
Messenger RNA from Penicillium maclennaniae, 2613 nucleotides. Its product is annotated as putative SNF2 family helicase/ATPase PasG. The record is from RefSeq and is a predicted model, not a curated record. NCBI's taxonomy places the organism in Eukaryota, Fungi, Ascomycota, Eurotiomycetes, Eurotiales, Aspergillaceae. Gene Ontology annotation, cellular component: nucleus; pericentric heterochromatin. Gene Ontology annotation, biological process: DNA methylation-dependent constitutive heterochromatin formation; lymphocyte proliferation; negative regulation of gene expression via chromosomal CpG island methylation. The transcript has 5 exons. The coding region runs from base 1 to 2613 and encodes 870 amino acids. Gene Ontology annotation, molecular function: chromatin binding; ATP-dependent chromatin remodeler activity; ATP binding.